AUGAAGGAAGAACAGGAAGUCAACAAGAAAAGAAAGAGCAAUAUUCAUCAGGAAUAUCAAGUAUCGAAAAGGUUGGAGGAAUUCGAUGAAGAAGACGAGGAUUUGCUGGCAUUAUCUUUGUCAUAUGGUUCAAGUAGGACCAAACUUACAUUGUCAGAAGAGCCACUUCCUCCGACUCCACCCACGACGCUGCCACUGGAACAACAACAACCCCAACAAAUAGUUUCCCAAUCUUUGUCAAUGCAAACACUGCUUUCCCAACCCCCUCCUCAAUUCCCUCUCCAGCUAUCCUCCUCCCAUCCUCUUUUCAACGUUCCUUUUGUCUCCCAAGUCUCGUCUUCUUCCCCUCUCGUAUACCCCCAAGAGCCUGUCUCCUCGGCUGUCGCUGGCCCUUCACGCCCUAUACGUGUUCGGAGAAACCCUAUUCAGGCCCCACGAGAAGGGAAAAGCGAGACGGUCCCUCCUCCAUUUCCAUGGGCCACAACGCAUCGAGCCACGGUUCAUAGCUUUAACUAUUUGUUGUCAAAACAAAUAGUUACAGUCACUGGUGAUGUUCAAUGCAAGCGUUGCGAGAGACAGUACGAGAUGGCUUAUGAUUUGAAAGACAAGUUUGCUGAAAUUGGGACUUUCAUAGCGGAGAACAAGAAUGCCAUGCACGACAGGGCUCCACCUGUUUGGAUGAAUCCGGUGUUACCCACAUGCAAGUUUUGUGAUCAGGAAAACAGUGUCAAGCCGGUGAUUUCUGACAAGAAGAAAUCUAUCAACUGGCUCUUUUUGCUUCUUGGGCAAAUGCUUGGAUGCUGUACUCUUGAGCAGUUGAAGUAUUUUUGCAAGCACACCAAAAAUCAUCGUACUGGGGCCAAAGAUCGCGUUCUUUACCUGACUUAUCUUGGUCUUUGCAAGCAAUUAGAUCCCAACGGCCCUUUUAAUAGAUAA
Messenger RNA from Durio zibethinus, 936 nucleotides. RefSeq lists its product as uncharacterized. NCBI's taxonomy places the organism in Eukaryota, Viridiplantae, Streptophyta, Magnoliopsida, Malvales, Malvaceae. The record is from RefSeq and is a predicted model, not a curated record.